This is a messenger RNA of Clunio marinus, 180 nucleotides long. The record is from the annotation of a GenBank genome assembly. Lineage: Eukaryota; Metazoa; Arthropoda; Insecta; Diptera; Chironomidae.
AUGACGUUUUUGCAAAAACCCGAGUAUAAAGCACGUGGGUCCAGUUCCGCAAAAGACGGUAGUAAUCCUAGGAAAAUUGCAGGAAAUUCCACUGCAGUGAUUUGCAGGGCUUUAAAAGAGUUUAUAAUUUUAUCAUUAAAAGGUUUUAAUGGCCUUCAUGAAUGUUUAAAAGCUUAUUAA